Sinocyclocheilus rhinocerous is the source of this 2758-nucleotide messenger RNA. RefSeq names its product zinc finger, FYVE domain containing 27 (gene zfyve27). Lineage: Eukaryota; Metazoa; Chordata; Actinopteri; Cypriniformes; Cyprinidae. Gene Ontology annotation, cellular component: endoplasmic reticulum tubular network; growth cone membrane. The record is from RefSeq and is a predicted model, not a curated record. Gene Ontology annotation, molecular function: metal ion binding. The coding region runs from base 269 to 1630 and encodes 453 amino acids. Gene Ontology annotation, biological process: vesicle-mediated transport; endoplasmic reticulum tubular network formation; neurotrophin TRK receptor signaling pathway. The transcript is spliced from 15 exons.
AAACACCUGGCAGUCAUGUCUGUGUUUUGUUUGUCACAUCGAUGUGAUCGGCGCUCCUCUGCUCUUCCUGGCACUCAAUCAUCAUCGCGCUCUGGCAUCCGCACAUCUGCCUGUGGAUCGCGGAAGCAGAAGUCGCUAGACAUAAACGAUAACAGCGUUUUGAUAUCGUUUUAAGUGGAUUAUUCUCAAAUUUAGUGAUCUUCAUGCACAUUGAAGACCUCUUAAUGACUCUGUAGCGGCAGAAGACGCUGUUUAAAGGAUUAAAAGCAUGCAGUGCACAGCCUCCCCUCCUCAGGACCCCACACAGGCGAGCGGCGACCGGGCCGAGCUGACCCAGCUGCCCGCUAAAGACGCGUCCUCCACAGACAGCACCUCUGAUCUGGGCAGCCCCAGAGUGCUGACCUUUGACCUGCUGAACAUGGUGAUCUGCUUCAAGCGGAUGGCCAUCUUCCUGGAGCCCGUCACAGACUCGCUGGAGGUGCUGCGGUACCUGCUCGGGUGGAGGAUGCCGCUGUGCUCCCUGUUCAGCUGCGUUCUGCUCAACAUCCUCUUCCUCACUUUGAGUGAAGGCGCUUGGGUCACUCUGCUGCUGCUUGCCGUCUCCGCUCCGGCUGUGCUGGGUUACCUUGGCAACCGUUGCCAGGGCACGAGCAGUGAGAUGGAGGUUCAGAAGAAGAAACACUUUGCGGUGCAGCGGCGAGACCUGCAGACGGUCCACAUGAGCAAACAGGAGGCCAUGCUGGAGGUCAAGGACAUGCUGAAACGAAUAGAUGAGCUUUUGACCCUGGCGUGUGUGUAUGCAGAAUCUGUGUAUAAAGUGUUAUACUGGGAGAGCCACGCCAUGUCCUCCAUGUUUUACGGUUCUGUCCUGACGGCGGUUUGCUUGCUGUACAUGGUUCCUGUGCGUUUGAGUCUGUCUGUGCUCAACAGCGCCCUCUUUCUGUGGAACAGAAACUUCUGCAGAGUUCUUUUGGAGCUGAAGGAGUUUGUUCACCCGAGUCGGGUCCUGCCUGCGGAGGAAACUGAACCAUGUGACCCAAAUCAGGCAAGCCUGCUAGAACGCACGCCCACUCCGACCAGUGUGGAGGAUCAGUCUCCCGGCAACAUUGAAGAGGCAGAGGAGGCGGAGCCUGAUGAUGAGUUUAAAGAUGCCAUUGAGGAAUCUCAGCUUAUUCUGCCGGUGUGGCCUGUAGCCUUUUUGCUACCAAAGAAACUGAGGAGAUGGAGAGCCCGUAAGCUUCUAUUAACAGUGAUGUCACAGGAAAUGGUUACUUGGUGGAACGUCCUUCAGGAUGAUGAGGACGUGUCUUCUGGUGUUCCUGAGUUUGACACAGUGUCUGAUAACGGGCUGUUGAGCAGAAACGAGCCCAUUCGCAGUAAAGUGUCCAAACUCACUGAGAAACUUCGCAAGCGAGUCCCUGCCAACACCACCGGGAACUGUUUCCAGUGCAGUUCAGCGUUUUCUGUUUUAAAGAAAAGGAGAAACUGCAGUAACUGUGGUGUCAGUUUUUGUUCCCGCUGUUGCUCGUAUAAAGUGCUCAGAUCCAGUAUGGGAGCCACAGCUCCUGAGGCCCAAAGAGAGACUGUGUUUGUUUGUGCUAUGUGUAAUACUUUCCUCAGCACCAAGUAAUGAAACAAUGUUCCACCGUUGCAAUCCUGUAAAAGAAGCUUCAGCGAUUCUUGAGGUUUCAUUCUUUCUUUGUGGAGCAUUUCACAUGGAGGACCAAAAUCCUGCAGCUUAUGUUGCCUCAACUCUCUUCCUGAGGUUCCUCAGAGUUUUUUGCUUGUCGAAAACAUGUGAGGGCUCCUUUAAUGGUGACUUUUUCCUUGGAAUAUGCUGCUUUCCCCAUCCACCGCUAAUAUUUAUCAAAGCCUUCACGCCAAGAUUGAUUAGUUUACUUGGAAUUCACUAUACUGCAAAAUCAAAUACUGUAGUUUCAUCAACUCUUAUUAUGGCAUCACUUUCCAGAAUGAGCCCUUGGUGAGAUAUCAGUUUAAUAUCAAGGGCCCUGUUUAUCUGUUGUUAUUAUUAUAUCACAUCAUCCUAAAGAGGAGAACAAGACCAUGAAAAUUAUGUUGGUUAUGUAUUGCCUUCGAUGCCAAAACCAGUGGAUCUGAGCAUUUUAGCUGGCUCCUAUAUAUUGUUCCACAUACUGUCAAAUCUGAUUAGUUUAGUUGACAUCAAUAACUUAAGAAAACGAGUCAGUUUAAUUCUCUCUUAACCAUUUUAACUAAUCAGUUUUUACAAUUUAACCUUCUGCUAGCUGCUUAUCUGCUUUAAACCCAUGAUUUUUGGUUAUAUAAUUUAUUUGUGUAAUUUUGUCUCGAAAAAGGUUUACUUUAUAUAUUUAUGUAUGUUUGUUGUUGGAACGUUCUCAGAAAGCAUUUAUACUAAUCAAAAUAAUGCCAUUAUAUUAGUCUAUCAGAUCCUCACAAGAGUUCUCCUGUUCGCUUUGUUAUUGAACGGAUGAGCCAUGUUCCUGUGAUUUUAUUGGUCUUUAAGCCAAGGUUGAAUGUAAAACCAGUGUUUUACGGUUGUAGAGCUAUGUAUGUCGUACUACUGUUAUUUAAACAUAUAUUCAGAUCCUUUGGGUAAGUUAUCCAUAGUUUAACACCGUUUGUUUCCUUGGUUAAAUCUUCUGUUACAGUAAUAAACCAUCUAAAUUUGAAUAUAGCCGUGUGGAACUUCUGUGAGGAAUUUUCGCGCCCCCGUCUGUAUUUUGGCGCCUCACACAGUUGGCCAACUGUCAUUUACCUU